AUGGGUUCCGACGACCUCAUCGACUUCGAGGUUAUCGAAAACCAAAAGGAAAACAUCCAGUCCCUCCCCAGCGGACGCUCCGCCAGAGCACUCGCACAGCUGUACACGCCGCCAUUGACUUCCGCCCCUGGUCAAACGGCAUCGCCGUCGCAAAUGGAGGAUGCGAACAGCGCGGCCCGCCUAAAGUUUGAGAAGGAGCUCAUGGCCAUUGACGACUCCGACGACCCCCUCGAUGUCUACGACCGCUACGUCAAGUGGACGCUAGAUGCAUACCCCUCGGCACAAAACACGCCCCAGUCAAAACUCUGUCCGCUGCUCGAGCGCGCUACGAAGGCGUUUCAGUCAUCGCCACAGUACAAGAACGACGCGCGCUACCUCAAGCUAUGGCUGCACUACAUCCACCUCUUCUCCGAUGCGCCGCGCGAGACAUUUGCAUACCUCGCACGACACAACAUUGGCGAGCAACUUGCGCUAUUCUAUGAGGAGUUCGCCGCUUGGCUAGAAGGAGCCGGUCGCUUUACACAGGCAGAGGAGAUAUACAACUUGGGAAUUGAGCGCCAGGCCCGCCCAGUCGAGCGCUUGAUCCGCAAAUAUGGCGAAUUCCAGCACCGCUUCGAGAGCCGUCCGCAACAGGUGCCUGAGCCGACCAGCCCCGCAUUGCCUGCUGUUCGGCCAGCCCUUGCGGCCAAGACGGAUCCGUUCGCGGCUGCUUCAACAAGCCCAGCACCACAAGCGCAAGCUCAGCCAAAACCUGCUGCGGGCGCAUCUCGUUCCGGCAAGGCGAAGCUGGCCAUCUUCUCUGACGGCGACGAUGCGGCGACACCCAGCUCCAAGGGCAGCAUUGAGGGGUGGGACAACAUUGGAUCGCUCGCAGACCGCAAGAAGGAAAACACCACGGAGGCGCGGCCUUGGGCUGGCGAGACUCUCAAGGUUGGCAAGAAGAACACGGGCGUUCCGAAGAUGCAAAUCUUCAAGGAUGAGUCUAAGCCCGCGCCUUUAGCGCCCAAACAAGAGCCCGAGCAGCUCCCUAAGCCCAAGACCGUGCCUUUGAAGGGCAGUGUGGACGAUGACAUGGGCAACGACGAGAACGCGCCACCUUCACAGGCUGAUGUGGAUAAAGCAAAGGCUGCGAAGAGGGCCAGACGUGAGGAACGUGCCAACAGGACGAGGAAGAUCAAGGUCAUGGAAGUCAAAGAGGUCCGCGGGGAGACACAGACGAUUCAAGCGAACUUAGAUUCUCCUGCAAAACCAAAGAUACGGAGAAAGAAGACUGGUCCAGAACAAACCAUGACUCUGCAUACCAAGGAAGCUAUGGAUGAGAUCUACGAUAUCUUCAACGAGCCACUGAAGAACGCAGACGAAAACGUAUCGGAAGUUCAGAGUGGUGAGGAGAGUACUGAAGACGAUGAAGACGACUAUACGAGUGAGGCUGAAAGUACGGCUACUGGCCGCAUGUCUUGCGCUGGGAGCGAGUUCGGUGACGAGACCACGGUUGGUGGUGACUUCACGCUUGGGACCAGAGUGCUCAAUACCGAAGAUGACGAUGACGAUGACGAUGACGAUGACGAUGAAGAUGAGGAAGAAGACGAGAACGAUAACAACAACGAUAAUGAAGACGCUAGUAGUGGGGAUGACACUGACGUCAAGAGUGCUUCUGCAUGGUCUGACUUUACUGAGAGCAAACAUGUACCAAGAGAUGAACAAGAUGGAUCAGGCGACGAGUCGGAGCAUUCUAAUCAAUCUCAGGAUGAGUCUUUUGACGAAAUAUCACUUGCAGAUAUUCAUUCGGACGAGCAGCAAGAUCGGGAAGUGGUCACUCCUACAUCGCCCUCAGGACCAACCUCGUUACCCACUCGCUUUGUUCCUGUUCCGCCCGAGGACUACAAUCCAGCCAUGCGGCCCUAUAGAGACCCAGUCCAAGCUGCAAACAAUCGACUGCCUUUCAUGACACCUAUUGUAGAGAAGACCGAGUCGUCAUUAGGAAUCGCCACUGGUCAUACACAAAAGGACUACUGCCCAGCGAAGACACCUUCUCGGUCAAAAGGUACGCUUGCCAUCCUUGAGGAUGAUGACGAGACUUGCAGCAGUCCUUUUGCAGACCUCCUGUCACAAGUUAUUGACGGUCCAGGGAAAGUCGCAAAGUUGGCUUUGACUGAAUCGAAACCCGUAGCGCAAGACCCCAAGACCGAGCCGCAACGGAAAGUAUUAGCCACCAAAGACGUCCCAGCCAAAGUGCAAAAGCUCGAUGGCCCGAUCAUCAAGGAUACGCAGUGCAAUCCUGUAGAUGAAAGUAUUCGUAAGAUCAUCCUACAAGAGAUUCAACCACCGCUCGACAGCUACGAUGGCUAUUAUGCGGACACUGAGGAGUGCUAUGGAAAGGGCGCCGAUAUCCGCAAAUACACGAAAUCGGUUAAGGGCAAGAGUGCGACCGAAAAGACUAUGGCAAAUCCUUGCUGUUGUCCUACACUGAAAUUUCCUGGCACAGACCGAACGUAUACUAUCAAACGAGAGCUCGGCAAAGGGGCUUUUGCUCCGGUGUAUCUCGUCGAAAGCAAGGAUACUGAUGAUGAGGAUGAAAACAAGCCUUCGCAGAUGGGAAAAGGCGAGUUUGGUCUGAAGCGCAAGGAUCUAGAGGCGAUCAAGAUGGAAGAUCCGCCAACACCAUGGGAGUUUUACAUCAUGCGACAAGCCAAGCGACGACUAGGUGUCUCUCGAGCAGCUGACUCUAUUGUUCACGCAUAUGAGAUGCACGUGUUCAAAGACGAGUGUUACCUGGUUGAGGAAUUCCGGGAUCAAGGCACACUCCUCGACUUGGUGAACCUCGCACGAGCAGAGAACGGGGUGAUGGACGAGCAGCUUGCCAUGUUCUUUACCAUCGAGCUAUUCCGCACAGUCGAGGCGCUGCACGCCAAGGGCGUAAUACACGGUGAUCUCAAGUCAGACAACAUUCUCGUCCGUUUCGACAGUCUACAAAAAGACGAACACUGGGACUCUGAGUACAAGCGCGAUGGACGCGACGGUUGGUCUGCCAAAGGUAUCUCGCUCAUCGACUUUGGCCGCGGCAUCGACAUGAAAGCGUUCAAGCCCGACGUGCAGUUCAUUGCUGACUGGCCCACGACCGAAGCCGACUGCGCGGAGAUGCGCGAGCUGCGUCCCUGGACUUACCAGAUCGACUACUAUGGCCUCGCCGGCAUAGUCCACAACCUCUUGUUCGGCAAGUAUAUUUCUACAGUCGCUGAGCGCGGCGCGACUCUCGGUGCGGGUGCGACCAAGACGUACAAGAUUAAGGAGAGCCUGAAGAGAUACUGGCAAACUGAGAUUUGGCACGAGUGUCUGGAUCUGCUGCUGAAUCCGCUGAUGCAUCUUGAGGGCGAGGAAGAGGGGAAGCUGCCCGUGUUGAAGGGGAUGAGGGAGGUGAGGGAGAAGAUGGAGACGUGGCUUGAGGGUAAUUGUGAGAAGGGUGUUGGUCUCAAAGCGCUCGUUAGGAGGAUGGAGGAGGCCGUGAAGCGGAGAUGA
Molecule: messenger RNA, 3516 nt
Organism: Pyrenophora tritici-repentis Pt-1C-BFP
Lineage: Eukaryota; Fungi; Ascomycota; Dothideomycetes; Pleosporales; Pleosporaceae
Source: RefSeq, a predicted model, not a curated record